Molecule: messenger RNA, 522 nt
Organism: Paraglomus occultum
Lineage: Eukaryota; Fungi; Glomeromycota; Glomeromycetes; Paraglomerales; Paraglomeraceae
Source: the annotation of a GenBank genome assembly
AUGGGAUACGCAUUUGUAGAGUUUGAGGAUCCUCGAGAUGCGGAUGAUGCUGUUAAGCAACUAAAUGGUUACGAGUUAGACGGAGCUCGCAUUGCUGUCGAAUGGUCACGUCGUUCAGGAGGACCAGGGAGUGGCUGUUUCUUAUGUAGUGGGCAAGGUCAUUGGGCCAGGGAAUGUCCUGAAGCUAGAGAGAAAGGCAUGGAUGUGCGGAGUGGACGAUGCUUCAGAUGCGGGGAACCUGGGCAUUUGGCUAAAUAUUGCAGGGGGGAUGGCGAAUACAGCAGAGGAAGAGGUCCAUCAGGAAGGUCUUCUAGAUACAAUCGAGAUAGGUCUCCCUAUGAUGACAGGAGACGUGAUUAUGAUGACUAUGAUCGACAUCGCCGUUAUUCCAGAUCUCCUUCAAGAUCGCCCGAGAGGUCUUACUCGCACUCAAGGAAUAGAUCUCGAAGUCCGUUUGCCAGGCGCACUCCUAGCCCAUAUAAUAACAACUAUGGAAAGAGGAGUCCAAGUCCGUAUGGGUAA